AUGCCAGCGGUCGGUGCUGGGAUACGUAUCUUCGAGCUCCUCGAAAGGGCACCACCUAUCCCUUUAUCAGGAGAACCUGUUGCUCUGACUAGGAGGGGAACAGUAUCGUUUGAGAGUGUUUCGUUUGAGUAUCCGAGUCGACCAGGAGUUCGAGUUUUGAAGGAUUUUAAUUUGAAACUCGACGUCGGGGAGGAUGUUGCAAUCGUCGGACAGAGUGGAAGUGGCAAAUCAAGUGUCCAGUGUCUUCUUUUACGGUAUUACGACCCCGUAAGCGGGCGUAUCACUUAUGACGGCCAGGUACGGCAAUUCUCAUAUCCCAUAUUCUUCAAUAACCGGCCGUCUCGUAUAACCGCAAUAAACUUCGACCGUAUAGACAUUCAUGAAUUCAACCCGUAUCCUUGGUUUAAUCUGAUUGGUACCGUUCCUCAAAACCUCGCCCUCUUCACAGGGCCGAUCGCAUCCAACGAGGUAGCUGCUCGGCAAGCGAAUUGGGGAAUGCCGAAAGGAUUUGAUAGUGAAAGUGAGUGUCUCUGUUUGGAAGAGACAAAUGGUACUGAUGGUGGAAUGGAUUGGAAGUUGGGAGACUAG
Molecule: messenger RNA, 588 nt
Organism: Fomitiporia mediterranea MF3/22
Lineage: Eukaryota; Fungi; Basidiomycota; Agaricomycetes; Hymenochaetales; Hymenochaetaceae
Product: P-loop containing nucleoside triphosphate hydrolase protein
Exons: 2
Coding region: 1-588 (195 amino acids)
Biological process (GO): transmembrane transport
Cellular component (GO): membrane
Molecular function (GO): ATPase-coupled transmembrane transporter activity; ATP binding; ATP hydrolysis activity
Source: RefSeq, a predicted model, not a curated record